GUGGGGCAACGACCUCUUCUACAGCUAGCAACCUGUUGCGAAGAAUGCAACAGCAACGCGCUGUCCUUGGUAAAAAACCGCUUGUAGCUGAAAUUAUUCCGUCAUUCGCAAGUCGCGAUGGUCGUGCCGUCAAGAACCCUGAUGCGGUAGAUGAGGAUGAAGAUAGCCAUCGAUUACAUAGGGCCACCUCUUCGAAGAGCACGCCUGGAAGUACACGUGCACAAAAGCGCGUGGUUUUGAUUCCUAGCCACGGGGUGAAGCGGCGAAAAUUUGAAGAGGAGCCGGAGAUAAUCUCCUUGCAUUCGUCUUCCGGCUCGGAUGGAGAGGCACAGAAAGGCAGACCACAGAGUGCAGUACGAAAGAAUCUGGACGACCCGGCAUCUUCCGCAAGAAGUCGAGGGAGAGCACUGUCGCGAGGACAAGACGAGGAAAACAAGAUAAAUGCAGUAGGUGCAUUUCAGAAAAGAACUCCAGUGUCUGCGCGAGGAGAGCAACGGAAUCAGCAAGCAUUUACUUCUGAAGCGAAGAGUAAGGGUGUUGGCCUCGCUUUCAAUGCCUUCGGAGGAUCAACUGCCUUCAGCUCCGGCGCAAUUGAGGAACCGGACGCGGGUUCGCGAAGCCGCGUCCCGCCCGAACCGCGGACACCAGCGCGGAAAACAACUCCGGGAAACAAGAGAAACCGAAGCGAAAGUGCGGCUCCGCGUAGCGCAAAAGCAAAGGCCAGCGGCUCACGAAGUUCUGCACGUCGUCCAGGAGCGGCAAAAUUGCAGAUUGUCCGAGACAGUUUUGGACGUUUCGUCUAUGAUUCUCUUGGUGAAGAUGAGCUGAAGCGGUGGGCUGUUGCUUGGGGUCUCAAAGUCAAUUCAGGUAAGGCGUUUUUAUCACAAAAAGUCGAAGCCAUGCUCCGAUUUCUGUGCGAUGAUGACGCCGGCCAGUUCGACCAAAUGCUCGCAAAGUCUCUCGAUCUUCACAAAGGCAGUGCCAUGAAGAAGGAAGAAGACCAAAAAAAUGCCGAUGAGAGCACUGGUGGACGAGAAGAUGCUGUUGAUAUUCAUAAUAGGGAAAGGAACGACAUCAAGGCACCGGAUCUAUCAGGGGGUUUAGGAAGAACAGGCAGUGCGCAAAAAUCUAGACAUGCCACACCUUCUCGCAUUGACGCCGUUACCGGUUUGAGUCUUGACACGAUGAUGACGCGUGCGAUAAAGGGCAGCCCCUUGUGGGAUGACAUACUGUUGUACAAGCCCGUUAUCCCUCAAAAAGUUCAGCAGUAUCUACAGGAAGCGCUGUCGCGUAAAGUGGGUCUGCAGACGGUAAAGGAGUACUUGGAGAGGCAGGGCGUGCUCUACUCAAAGUAGUGGCUGCUCUAGAAGUGUCGGACAUGCUGUCAACAUUACUACGCGUUUUCGUUUAUUCAACCUGGUGGUGCUGCCGUCGAACUUUAUUCUUGAAAAAAAAACACUUCUUCUCGGUUCUAUUUGCUCCUUCGAGACGAUCCCGUGGUUUUAUUUCCAGCAGAUAAGAAUGAGAUGAAGCAAGCAUACUCUUGACAUAUAAAGUCACAUAUCGGUUCCCAAAUUUUAUUUUCCCAAUACUCGAAAAGCCUGUGACGUGAUCUUUUGC
Messenger RNA from Amoebophrya sp. A25, 1620 nucleotides. Lineage: Eukaryota; Dinophyceae; Syndiniales; Amoebophryaceae. The record is from the annotation of a GenBank genome assembly.